UCUUCUUCCCUUCUUUUAACAUUCCCUCCAAUGUCCCUUCAUGUAAAUAAACUCAAAACCUCUCUCUCUCUCUCUCUCUGAAAAGCCAUGGCUUUCUUCUUUUCCGCCGGAACUGUAACCCUCGCCGUUUUCGCCGCCGUGUUUCUCUCUCUUAACUGCAAGUCCCUCUCCUCGCCGCCGACGAUCCACGACGUGCUGCGGUCAAAGGGACUCCCGGCGGGGCUGUUGCCGGAGGAGGUGACGUCAUACGAAUUGUACGACGACGGGAGACUCGAAGUAUUCCUCGCAGCGCCGUGUCUGGCGAAAUUCGAGAACAGGGUGUUCUUCGACAGCGUAGUAAGAGCCAAUCUGAGUUACGGGAGUCUUGUCGGAGUCGAAGGUCUGUCUCAGGAAGAGCUGUUUCUAUGGCUUCCGGUGAAAGACAUCGUCGUACAAAACCCUAGAUCCGGUGUCAUAACCUUCGACAUCGGCGUUGCUUACAAGCAGCUCUCCCUCUCUCUCUUCGAAGUCCCACCAAAGUGUAGGCCUCAAGGGGUUCUGAAGAAAAACGUGACGAAAGAUAGAGGACUUGAGGCUGAUAGAUAAGAGAUAUAUUCAGAGAAGGGAAGAUUUUCAUCAUAUUCCUCCCGACCUUCAAAGCCCAUUUUGUUUUUAUUUUUCCUUUCAAUUAUCUGAGCAAUGUACUAAUCAGAAUCUAUUAGUCUGCUAAUUACAUGAUUAGAGUAUAUCGUUUAUUGUAUCUUAGAAGCUUUUUUUUAGUGUUAAUGUAAAGCUGGAACUCCCAAUGUCAUUAUAUAAAAUGGCUCUUCUUGUUUCAUGCUUUA
This is a messenger RNA of Tarenaya hassleriana, 824 nucleotides long. RefSeq lists its product as uncharacterized. The record is from RefSeq and is a predicted model, not a curated record. Bases 88 to 585 code for a protein of 165 amino acids. The transcript is spliced from 2 exons. Lineage: Eukaryota; Viridiplantae; Streptophyta; Magnoliopsida; Brassicales; Cleomaceae.